CGUAUAAAACGUUUUCUCACCCGUACGGGUGAGAAGUUCGUUGGCAAGGCCAGUUUGCUGCGACGGGAGGGCUCAACUUUUCAUUAAGUGCGUUCUUGGAGGAAAUUGAGAACAAGGAAAGCGGAAAACGCGUUUCAAAAGCUAUUAUUUUUUGCUUGUCAGUUUCCUUGUCCUUUGAACUCACAAGAUUAUUAACAAGGCCUAAUUUAAAUUUCUAUAAAACUAAAAAUAAGUAAAAUCAAAUGAGGCAUAUUGGUUGAUUAAAUUUUUAUGUAUACGCAAUUUUGAAUUGCUGUAUAUUUUUUCAGCUGCGACCAACUUAAUAGCUUUUGUGAUUUUCCUCCUACGCUCUUAUAACAGUUUUUCCUCUUUUUGUGAGCAUAGAGAGCUAAUUAAUAUGCUGAUGAAUUUUUGCUUCGAAAAAGCCGCUCUGCGUGAAUAUUAAAAAGCGUAAUUAAAAAAUGAGCCGUCUCUCUCGCGUUUUCCAUUCUCUGCUGCGCGAGCAGUGCAUAAAAAACACUUGUGUGUUAUUUGGUUGUUGUGUUGACUCUCCAGCUUUGACGCCGUUGCCAAAAUAGCGUACUUUUUGCCUUAUAAAAUUAUCAUCAAAAACACACAAACAUCCCAUGCACAUAUUCUGGCCAUGUUUGUCAAACAGAAUGGCUAAUGUGCACCACGAGCGGACGAGCCAAGGUUGCUCCCUCGGCUGAUCAUUAAAUUAUCUUCCUCUCUCUUGCACUCUCCUGCAGAGAAUAAUAAAAUAUUAGCACAAGCUCGCAAAAUGAUAGCAAUUUUCCACCCUUAAUGGGCCCGAAAUAUUAAUGUGUGUGUCCGGAACCAAGAGUGUGUUGCGCGGAAUAAUUACAUAACAAUUUGCUUCUUUCCUGCUGAAGCAACAAAAAUUUAAUUAGUUCGUUUUGGGGGGAAAUGCUAAUCUGCUCUACAAUUGAAAAUUUUAGCAAUAAGUUAGGACCUUCUUAAAAAACUUCUUAAUCAAAAAAUUUUAUAAAAUAAAUAUGUGUGAAUGAAUUUAAAAAAAUCUGCAUAUUUUGCUCUCGAUUUAAACGAGCAGCAUAAAUUUAUAAUCCUUUAUUUUAGGCGGCAGGUCCCCCACUUUUUCACAAUACGAAUUCAUUUUAGUUUUCCCUUCCAUUACUUUUGAGGUGAUACAUUUUUGGUAAUUUUACACAAGCUCCAUAAUUGACAACAACUGAAUGAGGAAAUUAAAUCAAAAUAAAAUUUCUCGUUACUUUUUCUAAUUUUUUAUUGAGAAAUCUGUUUCAUGUGCAGACUGAUAUAUUCUAAUAAAAAAUUUCAAAAAUUAUGAUUUUAACAUCACUCGGUCUGUAUAUUAUACCAUUUUCCAACUAAAGAAAAAUGUGUCCCGAAAAACUUUCCCAAAAUUUGAUUUUGCUAAGAAUGUUUCCCAUUAGUGUUUUAUGUUUCUCGUUAAAAGCACGUCAAGGGAAAGCAAAGCUCUUUUAAUCCUUUCAGUUCACCGCAUAAAUUAACGUGCAAAAAAAAAAGCACGGCGGCGUGAUUAGCAAAUAAAAAGGACGCAAAUAUUGGGCGUACGUAGUGCCGGUUGCAUAGCAAUGAACCAAAAGAGACUCGUAAAGUUUAACGCGCGGCAUGCGUGCUAAAAUAAAAACACACACGUAAGUAGAGUCAGGAAUAAAAAGUGGCGCGCUCGUAAAUAAGAGAUUUUUGCUCUCCAUUAUUUGCAUACCAAAUUCGCUGUCGCUUCUGGUUGGCGCGUGGCUUGAAAGAAGCGGCGAGACGCGAAAGUGGAAAUAUUUUAUUUUCCGUCUGGCUCGGCUUGGGGCAAAUAGACAAAGGUGUCUCGUUUUAAUCCAAAGUGCACUUGUACUCGCGAGUGCUCCAAAGUGUGCUCGGCGAUUAUUUCCGCGCGUCACUAAUUGCACAAAGUUUAAUUACUUCUGGUUGGGACAAAGGGUCUCAAGUUUAUCUUCAUCAGCGCACAUUUUAUUUGCUAAAGCACCUCCAGCAGCGUUCUUCAUUUUCACCCACCAAAUAUACUAUUAACAACUUUUGAAAUAACUGUGGGUGGUGGGGCUAAAUUUUGCAAAUAUUUAUAUAGCAGUAUAGCAGGACGGUUGAGAAUAAUUUAGGCCACAAAUUUUAUUAAUAUUAUAUUUUUCCAAUUUUCAAAUAUUGUAAAACAAGAUAAGCUGUUGAGAAUGAGUUUUCAAAAAUUUGUAUCUAUAUUUAUGUUUAAAAUAAAGAAUUCAACUAAAAAUAGCUGUAUAGAGCUUAAAAAAAAUGAACUUCACUUUUGUUUAAAAACAAAUUAAUGCAAAAUUCUUCUCCAUUUUUUAUAAUUUCAAGUCUUCCACUGCUAUUGAUAUGCCAAUACCAAUAUAUGAUCACAUUAUUUAAAAUCAGUGUUGAAUUUUCAAAACAUAAAAAAAAUUGUAUACGUGGCAAGAAAAUUAUGACAAGUUUGACAGUGCUUUUUAUUAUGACAAACGCAUCCACCUGCAGAGCACUAUCGCGCAUAAGCAAACAGAAAAAUCGAGUGCGUGACGAUGUAGAAAAAAAUUGGCCAGCGCCACUCAAUGGUAAUUCCGAUCUGGCAGCGAUCCAGCGUGUGACGGUCGGAAGUGCCGUCAACCAUUGUCAGAAGCGGAAGUGCUCGCUGGUCUGGCCGCCGCCUCCGCCGCCGCUGGUCCAGCACGAAAAAUGCGACAGUCGCUAUUUGGAUGCAGGUGAAAUAAAACUGCCCGCCAUGGUGUUGGAGGAUGGUGGAGUUGCAGCAGGCAUGUUUGGCUGCAUAAAAAAGAGCGGCAAUUGCCGUGUUUGUAAAUCUCUCCGAGACGACGAAGACGACGCUACGCUGGAAGGGAGCGUCGAAAGAUCUCUCGAGCCCACUCUGUGGCCCAAAUUGCGAUUGGAAUGCGCCGGGCUCAACUUCGACCGCCGACAACUGGCACGUCUGAACCUCAGAUUUGCUUCCUUUAUUUCUUCCGCCGACGACCCAGAAGCUGGCGCUCGAAAUUCCUACCAAAAGUUUCAGUUAUACUCACAAACAGACGGUGACACGGGUGUAGAGCGAGCCAGGGCGUCGGUCGAGCAAGCGACAGAACGACUGCUGCAGCGACUUUUGUGCACAGUGGCCGAUCUAGACGCGCGAUUCGCCUCAAAGUUCCUCGCAACUUUGGCUUCUAAGACGGAACGUGCCGAGCAUCGACCGUGGCCGGGAAGACGCUUCCACUACAUGAUAAGACUCGACUCACUAUCUUGGCCACCGCUUUAUCCGAGUAAAAGUAACGCAGACGGAGCUGAUGGAGAUGAAAGUGGCGACGACGUUGAGACCGCCGCCUUCAGCAGGGCGGUUUUCGAGGAUGGCGAGGCGGGGGUUUUGCCACCAGGUUGGCUCAGGGUUCGACCAGCGCAGGGAGCGACUGCCGAAGCGUGGGCCGAAUUUUUAACUCCAUCUGGAUGCCUCAGAAGGGAUCGUGUGGUGGAAAGAUUUGCAAUGCUCCUCAGUCAAGCGGCUGGAACAAAUGCCGAUGAUACGGAAGCAGACGAAUCGCGCGUUUGUGGCAGUCCAGGCAAGGUUUUAGAUGCAGCCCUUUUGCAGCAGCUCCUUUGUGAGAUCAAACCGCAGCACCAGCUCUUCUACGGCCCUAGCGAAGCCCAGAGGUGCCGACCGCCUGACCCGCGGGACUUCCAAGUGGCCGUCAUCCACGAGGGCGGAUCUGGGCCGGUGCUUCUGCGUCUCGGCUUUCACUCGCCCUCCCUGCAGCUGGCCUUUCCUCCCGAGGCGCGAAACGUGGUCGAGGUUCAGCUGCACAUCGGCGUGGCGCUUUCAGGGUGGCCUUCGGAAGGCCCGUCCUUUCCCUCGCGCCUUCCGCUGCACCACCCGCUUGCCCUUCUCGCGUACAAGUCUGCGCAAAGCGGCUACUUCGCACUGGCUGUGGCGCCGCCGCCCAACUUGCGAUGCGAGGAACGGCGCUCCGCGUGGGCUGCUUCGUUCCCAGGGAUGGAGUUGGAGCUAGAUGAACACUUUUGUGCCUCGUCGACGCCAAGAAAGGCCGUCAGGGUCCUCAGACACCUGAUUUCCAAAAUGCGGAAAGAAGCCAACGACGACGACGAAUUUGAGGGACUUGUCACUGUGAACGACUACACUUUGCGCACGUUAAUGUGGCACCAACUGGAGCGUUGGACGAGCGUAAACGCUUGGGAGCCAGCGUCACUAGCGGCCCACGUUCUACUCGCGCUGGAUGCGUUACUGGCAAAUCUGAAAUCUCGUCACGCCUCUCAUUUUGUUCUGCCAGACUGCAACAUCCUUUGCCAGACGCCCCUUCACCCUUCUCUCAUCGCAAAAUACGGCGAUCACGAAGAGGCGUGCGACGCGGCCAUGCUUGAGGACACACAGUUAGUCAUGGACUGUCUGCUGCGUUUGCACCAGGCCAGCACUUCCGCCUCGCCCUUGCCGCAGGGUGUGUCCUGGGACGGAGAGGAAGAGGUGCGAAGGGCUGCUGCUCUUGAAGCGGCCCUCCUGUGGCGAUGGGGCACUGCCCUCAACAUCGUGUCCCCUUUACCGCCAGCGAUGCUGCCACCAGCGGUGCCGUGGUUUGAAAAAAUUGGCAGAUUUAUUUUAAGGGAAGAGGAAACAAUCGCUCCCCCACCUGAGCACUUUUCAAACAGGCAAAUUGACUAUUUGGCUCAGUUGAUGCUUGAGUACCUUCGCUUCACUAAAAGUUGCCUCGCACCUCAAGCCGAAGCGGAAUUUCAAAACGAAGCAGCCGUUGAUGUCGGGUCCUUGAGAGACUCGGGCCCGGGUGGAGCAUCCGAAGAGACUGAGGAUUUUCUGUUCCUAAUGCACGCAGUCGUAAAUCAAGCCCUCGGCUCAUCCGCGCAAACAGUCGGCAAGGGCAGCAAGAAACGACGCCGGCGGCGACAAACUCGCGCGCAGCCGGAUAAACAACAGGUGUGGCGCGACGUCGUGUGCGACGCAGUGCGACGCGAGCCCCUCGCGAUCGGCGUUUUGAAAGACGAGAUUGCUUUGGUGCGUCACUUGCUCCGGUGGAUGCACAACGCGACCGAGCUGGCGCCGCGCGCUUUGAAGAAGAAGCUGUCUAAUUUUACGAUGCAGUUGUGGGCGACGAGCAGAGAGGCUGUUUGGCACCUGCCAGAGUGGAAAAAGCACAGACAGGAAUGUCAGGACGAGUUGAACGCCAUGGCCGCUUUUUGCACCAUGCUUCUCAACUCGCAGGAGGGUUGGACUGGUGUGGCCGUUUUGAAAGAUGCAGCAGAAAAAGGCUGGAUUUGGGCAAAAGCGGCUCAAAGCGAGCUCGUCAGAUCCGGUUGUCUGCAGUUUGUUUUGGCCCCUGCAAAAGGAGUGGUGCGCAGAUGUGACGUCGCCUUGGCAAUUCAGCCGUCGUCUAGGGAUACGAGUCCCUCACAAAUCUCCAAAAAGAUUUCAAAAAGCUGUACAUUACCCGCAAGAACUAGUCGAACGCCGAAUAUAUCACAAAAUGAGCUGACGUUGAGACUAGAGCACCGGAGAGGAUCUGGAGGUCACGGAAUUCCUUUAAUUCCCGUCCACCAGCGUUUAAGAGACGGAAGCCCCCUGUCAGUGGCCCUUGACAACCGGCGUCGACAUGGACAGCAAUGCGCCUUGUCUAGUCUUGUCCACGCUUUCAUUGCUAUGCACAGAAUUUCGGUUUUGCAAGACGUGGCAGCACUUUUGCCACCACAUGAGCGGCAGCCUGUGCUAGAUGCGCUACAAAAGCUAUCCAGAGCAAGACGUUUAACACGAAUGAAUUCAGACGUUGGUUUUGAGGAAAAAUUUACAAUGAAAAAUUUUGAAUUUCCAAUUCUAGACCCUCUUGGGAGACCGUUUGAUGAUUCAAGAAAUGAAAACUGUCGAAAGAAGUUGGUCGACGCUGCAAAUAUGGCAAUCAACAUUUUAGGUACUUGCCGCAACGCUCGUACUUUACAAAGACGGCACAGCCUUUACUCGCCGAUGGGCAACACUUCUUUAAUUUAUUCAACGUCACCUGCCAGUAUUCGUCGUCGCCAUGCUGGAGCGCCAAUGCAGGGAAUUGCCCUUUUGCAACUCUCAGAUGGAGGACAACUAACACUUAACAGCGGGAGUGAUAGAGACACAAGCCAAAUGUUCUAGCGACCAAAUUUUUUCUUCCUACAAAAUUAAUUUUGCAUAAAAAUUACAAAAAUAAUUUAAUGAUUGUUUGCAAGCGUCAUCAUGCAACUUUAAUUCAAACUGUCUGCACUUGUGAUUUGUGAUAUGUAUAAAAAUGUAUGAACGCAUUACAUGAAUAAUAUACAUCAGCUUAGAAAAACAUUUUAUGUAUAUUCACUUUUUUAAUUUAAUUAAAAUU
Neocloeon triangulifer is the source of this 6371-nucleotide messenger RNA. RefSeq lists its product as uncharacterized. The record is from RefSeq and is a predicted model, not a curated record. Lineage: Eukaryota; Metazoa; Arthropoda; Insecta; Ephemeroptera; Baetidae. The coding region runs from base 2315 to 6154 and encodes 1279 amino acids. The transcript has 16 exons.